Messenger RNA from Penicillium canescens, 816 nucleotides. RefSeq lists its product as uncharacterized. The transcript is spliced from 2 exons. The coding region runs from base 1 to 816 and encodes 271 amino acids. The record is from RefSeq and is a predicted model, not a curated record. NCBI's taxonomy places the organism in Eukaryota, Fungi, Ascomycota, Eurotiomycetes, Eurotiales, Aspergillaceae.
AUGCCGCAGCUCUUCCCAGCCAAUCCAGCAGCGACUAUGGUGAUCCGCCAUGUGACGCCAGACAUAGUUACAAUGAGCCUGCCAUUCGCGCGAUUCGGCCGCCUGCAAUUCGGCGGACGAGGCACACUGGUCAAGCUCUCCACCGGUUCCCUCGCAGUCUUCUCGCCCGUCAGCCUCACACCCGAAGUCCGCGAGACAGUCGAAUCCCUCGGUGGCAAUGUGAAGUACAUUGCCGCCCCAGACCUCGAGCACCACCUCCACCUCACCCCCUGGAAGAAGGCAUACCCGCAAGCGGAGAUCCUAGCACCAGAAGGCCUCUUCGAGAAGCGCCAGUCGAACCCCGAGUACACGGAUACCGAGUUCCAGCAUAUCUUCAAGAAGGAGGAUAAGCUGCCGCGGUCUAUCUCGAAUGAGUUCGAUGCGGAGUUUGACACCGAGUAUGUGCACGGCCAUGGCUCGCGCGAGCUGGUGUUUUUGCAUAAGCCUUCGCGCACGGUCAUCGAGGCCGAUAUGCUGUUUAACUUGCCUGCCACUGAGCAGUACUCGAAGAUUCCUGAGGGGCCGAAGUUGAAUUUUUUAACCAAGUUGUUGUUGCCGUUGAUGUCUACUGCGCCGCCUGCUACUUGGCAGAGACGGUUUGCUUGGUAUAUUCUUUCUUCGAAGAACCGGCCUGCUUUCAAUGAGUCUGUAAGGCGUAUUGAGAAGUGGGAUUUUGAUCGCUUGAUUCCGUGUCAUGGUGAUACUAUCGAGACUGGUGCCAAGGGUGUGUGGCGCGAUGUCAUGGCAUGGCAUUUGCCCGAUCAGAAGAAUGUCUAA